GCAAUUUUGACAAAUGUAUCGAGUAGUACGAGUUGUUCUUGCAACUUCUGGAGACAUCUGGAGACUCUCUCUCUCUCUCUCUCUCUCUCUCUCUCUCCUCUAAUGGGGGGUUCGGUCCUUCCACAUUCUUCGGGAUGCUGUGUGGAACCAUCCUUGGAAAGCGAGGGAAGUGCAGAUGAUUAAUUAUUGCCGCGUCUUGUGUCUGCUGUUUCUGUGUAUACUGUAUAGGGAUAGACAAAUGAGUGGUUCUACCUGAGGGGGAAAUUUCAGAGAGAGGGCCGAGAGAGGAGCUUUUCCUGCCGUCUUCUGCGAUUCGAUCCGUCGGUUUUACUCAACAAUUUCAGUGUCAGAGAGAGAGAGAGAGAGGCUUAGGGUUCUGUUUUUUGGCUUGGUUGGUUGGUGAUCGAGAAUGGCGGGCUUCUUUUCGAUGAAGAUGAAAAGGAAGGAAUUGGAUGAAGUUAACGAUGACUUCUCUGACUUCUCCCUCUCUUCUCCUGCCAGAAAAAUCCGCAGGCUGGAUGUGGAGUUGCCGCCGAUUCUGGAAGAGGAAGAGCCGGAGCUUCUUUUUGCUUUGGAGCAGUCGGGAGGAGCACCAGCGAUGGAGGAGUUGCCUUCUGUUCCCGUGAACGAAGAGAGGGCUAUUGUUCUUUUUAAGCCUAUGAACACGCCUCUGUUGCACUCUCCUUCCAAUUUCUCGAUCUCUGUUGAUUCCGACAUAAUUUCAGAUUUCAAGAAUUUUUGGUCAAGCCAGUCUAAUCACAUAAAACCAGCGGAAGAUGAAGCAAUACAGGACAGUAAUACCAGCGCAGCAAAAGAGUGUCUAGAAGUUGUACCUUGGGUACCUUCUCAUGUUCCUCAAAUGCCAGGAAUUGAUGUUCCCCAAGCAGAAGCCGCUGAGUCGAUGGAGGCUGAAGAAAUGGAGGCAGCAGCCAUGGAAAUCGAAAGCAACGAUCUGGGCACGGAGCAGGGGCAAGUGAAUCAACAUGGAGGACUAAAGGGGGACGAAGGAUUGCCGCAGUGGCAGCACCAGCACUGCAUGACUCCCCAGCUUCCUCAAAUUAAUACGCCCACUCCCAUUGUUUGGUACCAGUAGUAGGCUAAAUGAUGCAGGGAAUGCUGCCACCAUGUAAAGUUUUGCAGUGUUUCCCAGCCUUAAGCAGGGAUGGUAGGAUUUGAGCUAGAGUUGGGGAUGAUGCAAUUAAGGAUUCCCCCCGUGUUAGAGUUUGCCCUCUAGCGUGGUUAUGAUGAGGGUCGUCAACAUGGGCUUCCAUGAUUUUUUUGUUAUCUGUGAAAUUUCUUGAAAGGAGUCCCUGAUGUUGCCCGAUGAGCAAUGGUCCAUUGCAGCAAAUAUAAGGACUGUUUCCAUAAAUACAAACCUUGAUUUGGUUUA
Messenger RNA from Malania oleifera, 1390 nucleotides. RefSeq lists its product as uncharacterized. Bases 410 to 1093 code for a protein of 227 amino acids. The record is from RefSeq and is a predicted model, not a curated record. Lineage: Eukaryota; Viridiplantae; Streptophyta; Magnoliopsida; Santalales; Ximeniaceae. The transcript has 3 exons.